Molecule: messenger RNA, 1080 nt
Organism: Micromonas pusilla CCMP1545
Lineage: Eukaryota; Viridiplantae; Chlorophyta; Mamiellophyceae; Mamiellales; Mamiellaceae
Exons: 2
Coding region: 1-1080 (359 amino acids)
Source: RefSeq, a predicted model, not a curated record
AUGGAACGCCGCGCAAGGUACGAGACCGACGGCUGCGCGACGCUACCGAACCCGCUCCCUCGCGGCGCGCGCGCGGCGUGGAUCGAAGGCGCGGCGGAGAACACCGCGGCGUUUCAGAGCGCGGGGUACGACUACUCGCGAACGCACGCGUCGUUUCUGUGGAAACUUGACGGCGCCGAGACGUUUUUGAACGGGUGCGAGGAGCGCGAGGUUCGAGGCGGCGCGAUGCGCAUGCGGUCGUGGACGGGCAAGAACUGCGUCGCGGAAGAUCCAAACAACGCGUUCGGUUGUUAUUGGCGGUACGACGCGCAAGCGUUUGAAGGAUGCGGUUGCGUCGUCGCGGCGGCGGCGACGUGCCUGUGCGAUCGUGUCGCCGACGUGACCGUAUCCGAGUACAAGAUCGACACCGUUUCCCUCGACGAGCUCACGUCUCUUUCCACCGGGGACGUUCUGAACACGUGGCGCGUUCUCGCCGUCGUCGGCGGGAUGUUCUUCGGGUCCUUGCUCUUGGCGUCCGCGCUUCACUUGAGAGCGACGCUCGGCAAGCGAAGGCUGCUCAGACGUCUCGUCGACCCCGCGAAAAAUCGCGACUUGGGUUUCGCCGUCGUCCAACGCGUUUGGACGUGGCACAUCGACGUCCAAGAGAUGCAGUUCAUGUUCAACGCCACGCACCGCGCGAACGACGAAGACGCCGUCGCCGCCGCGCUUCUCGCUUCUCACGACGCCAAAGGCGACUACGACGCGGCGGCGGCGUCAAAGUUGGAGACGCGGAGGCGGAUGCUCGAACUCGAACGCGAGGGCGUCGAAGGCGACGCCGCGGCGGCGGACGUCGCGCGCGCGGUCGAACGCCGCGUGGAGGAGUAUAAACGCGGCGCUCGAACGAUCGCGGGGUUGCCCUCGUGCGAUAAGGCGCGUCUCACCAUACGCGGGUGCCCAUACGACCGCGUCGGCGCCGAUACCAUCGCCGUUCCUCGAGGACUUUUCCCGCGCGCGCGCGUUUUUUUUUCUCUUAGCCCAGGAUGCCCCGGUGGGUUUCAAUCCCGACGCACGCACCUCGACGCCUUUCAACUCCGCUUCUGA